Messenger RNA from Loa loa (African eye worm), 318 nucleotides. RefSeq lists its product as hypothetical. Bases 1 to 318 code for a protein of 105 amino acids. NCBI's taxonomy places the organism in Eukaryota, Metazoa, Nematoda, Chromadorea, Rhabditida, Onchocercidae. The record is from RefSeq and is a predicted model, not a curated record. The transcript has 2 exons.
AUGAGGAAGGACCCAGCGCUCCUAAAAAAAGAAAGAUUGAAAUUGAAUUUCGGUAUCCCAACGAUGAAGCAGCCUUUGUUUUUAGACAAGUGGGAAAUCAAAUUCCUAGUUACUUACCUGCAGCACCGAUUAUUCUUCGAGGAGAAUCAUUGGACACCAGGUCAAGCUAUUUUGUUUGGUAGAGAAAAACCGAUCAAUAUGAUACCCGCGGCGUGCAUUCCUUGCUUAGUGCUACUUUUCACGUCUUACAAAGAUCAUCUAAAAAUACUCGAUGGAUUCGUACUUCGUACUUCGUUUGAAUGGAUUUUUGCAUCAUAA